This is a messenger RNA of Callorhinchus milii (elephant shark), 2086 nucleotides long. It is a transcript of the gene qpct, whose product is annotated as glutaminyl-peptide cyclotransferase. Bases 339 to 1412 code for a protein of 357 amino acids. The transcript is spliced from 7 exons. Gene Ontology annotation, molecular function: zinc ion binding; glutaminyl-peptide cyclotransferase activity. The record is from RefSeq and is a predicted model, not a curated record. Lineage: Eukaryota; Metazoa; Chordata; Chondrichthyes; Chimaeriformes; Callorhinchidae.
AAAUAGGAACAUAUUGCUGGUCUGACUAGACUCCUUGCUAAUACAGAGGCACUCCAGCUUUAAGUGGCUAAGGUUUAUUAUUCCCCUCUCAGUUUACAAGCGUUUAAAAACAUGUUCCGAAGACAGACAGACGGGCAUCAAUUAUAGUGACCUCAAAGAUCUGUGGCGAGGGCCUCCCAUUUGUUUGUUAAAAGACAUCUCAGGUCUGGAAAUGAUAAAAGGGGUUUGAGUGCCCUCUGGAUUCUCCUUCACUGAUUCCACAUCAAUGAAUGACGAAAGCAUAGGAAAGGGGAAGAGAGAGAGAGAGCAGAGAGACUGUUUAUUACAAGGAGCAGGAGAUGGCUGCAAGCAAGACCUCAGUUUAUCUUCUCUUUGUGGAGUUAUUUUAUUUGACAACAAUUAUCUGUCAAAUACAAGGGCAAAGGCAAACAUGGACUGAAGAAAAGCUGUACCACAAACCCAAGUACCUGUCUAAAGUGAAGCUCCAGGAUAUUACAUCGCAGACAAACAUAACUCGGCUGUGGUAUAAGGAACUAUACCCAAUGCUUAGGGAGAGAUAUUCCGGUUCCCCCGGAAACAUAGCUGUGCGUCAGCACAUUCUGAAGCAUUUGAAUGAGCUGCAGGCAGGUUGGAUAACAGAGCAGGACACGUUUGAGGACGAAACACCUAUUGGAACUGUGACAUUUUCAAAUAUCAUCAGUACCUUGAACCCCUCAGCCAAGCGAAGGCUGGUGUUGGCUUGUCACCAUGACUCAAAGUAUUACAACCAGUGGUGGUACAGCAGAGUAUAUGUGGGUGCCACUGAUUCUGCUGUACCGUGUGCCAUGCUACUGGAACUGGCUCACGCCUUGGACAAUCAGCUGAACGCCAUGAAGAACAUGACAGAAAGGCCAGACCUUACCCUGCAGCUCAUUUUCUUUGACGGGGAAGAAGCUUUUCAUAUUUGGUCUGUGAGAGAUUCUCUUUAUGGCUCUCGCCACUUGGCGGAGAAGAUGAAAAACACAAUUCAUCCACCCGGUGCUGACACCAAUGAGUUGCACGGAAUUGACCUAUUUGUGUUACUGGAUUUGAUUGGUGCACCAAAUCCAACAUUUCCAAGUUACUUUUCAAAUACAGCCCGAUGGCACAGGAGGAUGCAGUUAAUAGAGCGCCGCCUUCAUCGGUUGGGUUUAUUGAACAAUCAUCCCAUCGAGGUGAAAUAUUUCUGGCCCAAUAUGCGAGCAGGAGAGAUUGAAGAUGAUCACAUCCCAUUUUUGAAAAGAGGAGUUCCUAUUCUGCAUCUCAUACCUACACCUUUCCCUCGGGUGUGGCACAGCAUGGAAGAUAAUGAGGAAAAUCUGAAUCCAACAACGAUUGAUAACCUUGAUAAAAUCCUGCAGAUCUUUGUUCUGGAGUAUCUUAGAAUACAAUAAGAUACAAUGCACAGUGCUUGUAAAUACAGUGUCAAAUGUCUCACAAAUUCCACCCCCUACCACCCACAAGAAUACAAAUAACAGGUUUACUCUCUCCUUCGUGGUAAAUGUAUACAUUUGGCAUUAAAUGAAAAUCAAGUGUAUUUGUCAGUCCAAGGCAGAUCCACAUUGUUGCUGAUGGUUAUUGUGGUUUUGUUUGUCCUUGUUAAUUGAAAGUAGAUCACAUCAGAGCGGGGUUACCAUUGGCAUGACCCAUUUCUAGACAUUACACUACUUUGAAGGGUCACACAUUGAAACCCACUGUGUGUUAGAUACUUUACAACAACAUCUAAAAAGCCUUCUAUGUCAUUACCACUGUGUAACUGUCGGAACAAGCACCUCAGUGUAAAGCAGCGAUUUCUCCAGAAUCCAUAGAAACAUAGGGCUUUGAGUUUGAUGAGAACUCAGGGCUUUGCUAAAGUCUCAUUUGUCCACUUUUAUUUAUUAGAGGAUUAAGAUCAUUAAGUGGCUUGAAAUUGGUGUGUUUAUGCUUGACCAAUUCAAUGGAGCUAAUGCCAGCCCCAUCUCUGGAGGACAAUUGCUUUCCCUUUAGAGAAUAUACCAAUAAUGUUUAUGUGUUUCUUUUAUGUCAAAACAGGUGGGUGUCAAAGAUCCCAUGGCACUAUUCAAGAAGA